Messenger RNA from Schistocerca americana (American grasshopper), 1050 nucleotides. RefSeq lists its product as uncharacterized. Lineage: Eukaryota; Metazoa; Arthropoda; Insecta; Orthoptera; Acrididae. The coding region runs from base 1 to 1050 and encodes 349 amino acids. The transcript has 6 exons. The record is from RefSeq and is a predicted model, not a curated record. Gene Ontology annotation, cellular component: SCF ubiquitin ligase complex. Gene Ontology annotation, biological process: SCF-dependent proteasomal ubiquitin-dependent protein catabolic process.
AUGCCGCAGCUGCGCAGACUGACGAUUAUGCGUCCCAUCAGAGGCCGUGUACUGCGCAAGCUCUGCAUAAGCUGUCCAAACCUCACAAGACUACAGAUUGAAUGUAUUCAGAAUGUGAACUUUUUAACUAUGAAGCAUAUAUUUCAGAAGUGCCCAAAGAUACAGAAGCUGAAACUACUGCUGCGUAACUGGCCACUUGCGGGACUCUUGUCCACCUUGGAACAUUUGACCUGUCUGGUGGUGUUCGAGGACGUGUGGAGUGUGACACCUGUAAGGCUUCGUGAUCUGGUGGAUGCCUGUCCGCAGCUAGAGGAGAUACACACCGACUGCCCCUAUUACAAUACACGGGACAUGGAAUAUGUCCUGAAGGCAAAAACGCACAGCUUAACUUCUGCCACGUUGCGCUGGAUGUCAGAAGCGUGGCAAAACUGGUGUGUUGUGACUGUGCUGAAACAGCAUAACACUUCACUUAGGAAACUGCGGCUACUCCAUUACAACGUGCCACCUGAGAUGGAGGCUGAGGUGUUCGAAGCUCUCGGUGAGCUACACAAUCUUCAAGAGCUGCGUGCUGAACGGGUGUCUCCACACGCACCUCAAGUGAUGUCUCUUGCAUUUAAGCCCGGAUGUCUAACACAGCUCCGACGGCUGCAGUUGCAAGGUGCCGACAACCUCCAGAAUGAGACAGUGCUUACCAUUUCACAGGGCUGUCCUAAUCUGUGUGAACUGAUAUUAAGUGAGUCAGCACUUAUUACCGACGAAGCACUCAGCGAGAUCUACCUCCUGAAACAUUUAGAAAUAUUGGAGCUUUCCGGGUGCAACGGGCUGGGUGGAACUGCCAUCGCUCACAUAGCAGAGCUGCCAGCUCUACACACAUUGGUUCUUCAGCACAUGAGAGACCUGAAAAAGCUACUGCCGAGCCUCCGGGACAUUGUGGACAUGGGGGAGUUGCGAUUCCUCGAUAUCUUGCAGAGCGACAACAUCGAAGCUGUGCCAUUCAGUGGGUUUCCUGGCAAGCUAUUGAAGCUCAGGUGGCGUUAUGGAUUCCCAUAA